UGCGAGUUACAAGCUGAGGGAGGAAGGUUGUGCGUCUCUUAUAUAACACACUAAGCUCUUAUCCCACCCUUUACACCUUCAUAGCCUUGUUUACGCUGAUAUAGAAGGACUUAGAGGAGUACGAAGAGGACCUACCUUCGCCUCGGGAGUAGUGGAGGAGGAAGGAGAGGCCGUUUGAGAGGACGAGGCCGAGGCCGGAAACAAUGCUGCCAUGAAGGGGUUCGGACGCACCUUUGAACUCAACUGCCUGUUCCUCCUGGUGGUGGCGCUGCUGGUGGCCCUACAGCUCGUCCUGCAGCGUAGCCAUCACCAGGAGAUACUAGUGCAACUGAAGGAGAGAGGGGAGGAGGGGGAGGGGGAGAUGGAGAUGGAGGAGGGGCGCCAGCAACGGGACGUCCACCCCCUCGCCGCCCCCCUCCACGCCCCCAACCAAGACAUCUCCCCACCCAAUGAUGCAAAGGCGUUACUGAAAGGUGGUGACGGUGGUGGGGGUGGUGGAAGUGGUGGUAAGAAUGGUGAUGGGGUCCUGGCAGCCCCUUUAGUCCCCAACAUCCGCCGGUCCUUCCCCAAGCGAAAGGCGCCGUACGUGAGGAAGGGGAAGAAGAACAAGAAGAAGAAGAAGAACCGGAAGGGGAAGCAGCAGAAGGAGAUGAGAGGAGCAGGAGGCGAGGGGGGUGAAGGGGGGAAGGGCAAUGUUCGAGGAGGUAGAGGAGAUAAUGUAGCAAACGGUAAAGGGCAGCAAAAGGAUAACAAUAAUAAUAAACAGAGAAGAGGAAAGAUAGGUGAUAAAAGUUGAGCGAUAACAUCUAACAUUAAAGUUUAUUUUUUCUAAGAUUAUCAGUUUAUUAAUGAAUCUUGUUUGUAAAUAAUCUCAUGUGCAUUAUUUUGUCUGUCACGUGGAUUAUCCGUUGAUGUGAAUUUGUCUAUUUAUUAUACGCUUGUAACAGGUUGGUAGCUAUGAUGUGAUUAGAAUUUGUACUUUUUUUGUCCGAGUUGUUUUUGUAUGAAGCAUUUAAUAUUUAUAUAAAACCCUUGCAAAAGUUAA
This is a messenger RNA of Eriocheir sinensis (Chinese mitten crab), 1045 nucleotides long. RefSeq lists its product as uncharacterized. The record is from RefSeq and is a predicted model, not a curated record. The transcript has 4 exons. Lineage: Eukaryota; Metazoa; Arthropoda; Malacostraca; Decapoda; Varunidae. Bases 212 to 796 code for a protein of 194 amino acids.